Molecule: messenger RNA, 3180 nt
Organism: Fonsecaea multimorphosa CBS 102226
Lineage: Eukaryota; Fungi; Ascomycota; Eurotiomycetes; Chaetothyriales; Herpotrichiellaceae
Exons: 3
Coding region: 1-3180 (1059 amino acids)
Biological process (GO): clathrin coat assembly; actin filament organization; endocytosis
Cellular component (GO): clathrin-coated vesicle; actin cortical patch
Molecular function (GO): clathrin-cargo adaptor activity; clathrin light chain binding; actin filament binding
Source: RefSeq, a predicted model, not a curated record
AUGGCUUAUCCCUCCCACGCAACCGGCACAGGUCGUAACAUCGACAUGGCUAAGACCGAGUCGGAUCUGGCCAUCAACAUCCGCAAAGCUACCAGCAUUGAGGAGACUGCGCCUAAAAGAAAACAUGUCCGCUCAUGUAUUGUUUACACCUGGGACCACCGUUCCUCCUUGUCCUUCUGGGCUGGGAUGAAGGUGCAGCCCGUCAUGGCCGACGAGGUCCAAACCUUCAAAGCCUUGAUCACCAUCCACAAAGUCCUUCAAGAGGGUCACCCAGUGACGGUCAAAGAGGCGCAGCAGAACAUCAAUUGGAUCGAAAGUCUUGCUAGAGGCGUGACCGGAGAAGGACUGCGAGGAUACGGCCCCCUCAUCCGAGAAUACGUCUUCUUCCUCCUUGCCAAACUAGGCUUCCACCGCAACCACCCCGAGUUUAAUGGGCUGUUUGAAUAUGAAGAAUACAUCAGCCUGAAGUCGAUUAACGAUCCCAACGAAGGCUACGAGACCAUUUCCGACCUGAUGACCCUGCAAGAUCAGAUUGACACUUUUCAGAAGCUGAUCUUCUCGCACUUCCGCGGAGGCUCCAACAACGAGUGCCGCAUUGCAGCCUUGGUUCCCUUGGUCCAGGAAAGCUACGGGAUCUACAAGUUCAUCACCAGCAUGCUUCGAGCCAUGCACACUACCACGGGUGAUGACGACGCUCUGGAACCACUCCGCACUCGAUAUGACGGCCAACACUACCGCCUCGUCAAGUUCUACUACGAAUGUUCCAACCUGCGAUACCUCACGUCUCUCAUUACCGUUCCGAAACUUCCUCAAGACCCUCCCAAUCUCCUUGCCGACGACGACGAAAGGCCUGCGCUCCCAAAGCGGCCCGCCAAAGAAAUCGAGAAACCUCCCACCCCAGUUGCGAAGAACGGUACACCCGACACGCAGAAGGACAUUGAGGACUUUUGGACAAGAGAAGCUCAGCGACAACAAGAAGAGUACGAGGCGGAACAACGACGUCUGCAGCAACAAUGGGAAGAGCAACAGAGGCAACAAAUGCUGGCACAGCAAGAGGCGCAGCGUCAGUUUGAAGAACAACAGAGACUGCAGGCGGAGCAACAACGUCUGGCCCAAGAACAACUUCUUCGAGACCAGUACGCUGCCCAAACGCAAGGUCGCUUGGCUGAGCUGGAGCGAGAGAACCUCAACGCCCGUGCACAGUAUGAGCGGGAUCAGUUGAUGCUUCAGCAAUACGACCAGCGCAUGAAGGCCCUCGAGGAGCAGCUACAGCAACUCAACGCCAACUUCCAAAUGCAAUCUCAAUCCAAGGAUGACCAGAUUGCUGCGUUGCAGGAACAAGUCAACACGUGGCGAUCCAAGUACGAGGCAUUGGCCAAGCUGUACUCGCAACUCCGGCAAGAGCACCUUGAUCUUCUGCAGACCACCAAAUCCCUCAAGCUGAAAGCGGCGUCAGCCCAGGAAGCUAUCGACCGCCGAGAACGCCUUGAGCGCGAAAUGAAGACGAAGAACCUAGAGCUCGCCGACAUGAUUCGGGAACGCGAUCGCGCUUUGCACGAAAAGGACCGAGCACAAGGUUCCAACCGGGAAGAAGUUGAGAAGUUGAAACGUGAAUUGAGACUUGCACUGGAGCGAGCUGAGGAUGCUGAGAGGUCCAAGGGAUCUGAACUGUCAUCGAUGCUGGCCAAGUACAAUCGUGAGAUGGCCGAUUUGGAGGACGCAGUCCGGAGCAAGACCAGACAACUUGAGGAUAUCCGCUCCAAGCAAGGCGAACGGAACUACGACCACGAAGCCGCCCUCCGCGAGAAGGAUGAUGAGAUUGAGAUCUACAAAUCGGGGAUGGAACAGGCCCUGGAGGAACUUGAAGAACUAAAGUUGGGUCACGGCGAGUCCGAUGGGGCGCUCGACGGUGCCAUUGACGAGGUGAUCAAGACCACAGUCGACAAGAUCAACGACAUUAUCGACUCCGUCCUUCAGAGCGGCGUGCAACGAGUGGAUGACGCUAUGUACGAACUCGACUCUCCCAUGCAAGCCGGCAACCAGAACGCUACUGCUCCCUACGUCUUAUCCCAGAUCGAAAAGGCCUCGGCAAGUGCGACCGAGUUCUCCACCGCGUUCAAUAACUUUGUCGCGGAUGGUCCCAACAGUCCACAUGCCGACAUUAUCAAAACCGUCUCCGUCUUUGCAGCGUCCAUCGCCGAUGUCUUGUCAAAUACAAAGGGUCUGACUCGCUUCGCGACCGAAGAAAAGAGAGCCGACCAGUUGGUGGAUGCCGCUCGACAGUCUGCCAUGUCAACCGUCCAAUUUUUCCGCAACCUACAGUCUUUCCGCCUCGAAGGGCUGGAAACCGUGCAGAAAACCGACGUGGUCAUCAACAGCAACCACGAUGUGCUCAUGAAACUGCAAAAGCUGUCUAAACUCGCCGAUGCCUUUGCACCCCGCGGAAGCAAGCUCACGACCACCGGCGACUUGGGUGACCUGGUGGACUCGGAGUUGACCAAGGCCGCCAACGCGAUCGAUGCCGCUGCGCAACGUCUUGCCAAGCUGAAGAACAAGCCUCGUGAGGGUUAUUCCACGUAUGAGUUGAAGAUCAACGACUCAAUCCUGGAGGCUGCGCUCGCCGUCACCAAUGCCAUUGCGCAAUUGAUCAAAGCGGCCACUGAAUCGCAGAAUGAAAUAGUCCGCGAGGGACGAGGGUCUUCGUCCCGGACGGCAUUCUACAAGAAAAACAACCGUUGGACCGAGGGGCUCAUUUCCGCCGCAAAGGCCGUUGCCACAUCGACCAACACCCUCAUUGAGACUGCUGACGGUGUCAUUUCCGGCCGCAACUCGCCAGAGCAGUUGAUUGUGGCGUCGAACGACGUCGCCGCCUCGACGGCACAACUUGUUGCUGCCUCUCGGGUUAAGGCGAGCUUCAUGUCUAAGACACAGGACCGCUUGGAGCAGGCCAGCAGGGCCGUGGGUGCGGCGUGUCGUGGAUUGGUCAGGCAGGUGCAGGAUAUCAUCAAGCAGAAGGCGAGGGAUGAAGGCGAAUCCAUGGACUACUCCCGAUUGAGUGGACAUGAAUUCAAGGUCAGGGAAAUGGAGCAGCAGGUCGAGAUCCUCCAGCUGCGGAAUGCUCUCGAUGCAGCGCAGGGGAGGUUGGCGGAAAUGCGGAAGCUCUCUUACCGCGAAGACUGA